Messenger RNA from Branchiostoma belcheri (Belcher's lancelet), 1975 nucleotides. Its product is annotated as fatty acid amide hydrolase-like. The record is from RefSeq and is a predicted model, not a curated record. Bases 78 to 1925 code for a protein of 615 amino acids. NCBI's taxonomy places the organism in Eukaryota, Metazoa, Chordata, Leptocardii, Amphioxiformes, Branchiostomatidae. Gene Ontology annotation, molecular function: catalytic activity. The transcript has 20 exons.
GGUAGCCUCUGAGAGAGGACUUACUGCAUCGGUAUCUUCCUGUUGCUGUCAAAGAAAACAACUAAACCAGGGGUAAAAUGGACGUGGGAGCGUCUCUGUUCCUGCUCGGUUCGUCUGCCGUUGCCGUGUGGUUCAUCUUCGUGCGCAGAGUCACCGGCGGGCCGACGAAAUUCCAGCGCCGGAAGACGGGAAAGGCCGACCCGGCAGCCGGGUACGGUCUCAAACCUGCAAAAUUACCUCCUGUGACGGGAUUCCCUCUCAAGAUUCUCACAACUCUGAUCAACUCAGUCUUUGGGACAAAAAUUCUCAUUCCCCAUGCAUACAAAACUUCCAAUGGCAAUCUCUUGAGGAAGAUUGUGAUUCCAGAGGACCCCACCAUGUAUCCCAUCAUGCCUUUUGAUGGUCCCAGCAUGCCUUUGGGCAGCAAGAGCUCCACUGACCUUACUGACCUCACACGACCCAGAACGAAGGCCCAAGAUGACUUUCACCACUGGGAAGUAGCUGACUUCAUACAGGCAUACACCUCAGAGACCAUGACGCCCACAGAAGUUGCGGAGCGAGCCAUCAAGGCUAUCCAGGACAGCGAGAGGAGUAAACCUCCACUCAGGGCCAUCGUUCAGUACGAUGUAGCAGAAAUUAGGAAGAUGGCUGCUGCCUCUACUGAGCGCUACAGGAAGAAUGCUCCCCUCUCCCCACUGGAUGGAGUUCCUGUCUGUAUCAAGGAGGAGCUCGCAGUGGUGCCUUACUACCACCGUAGUGGAACAGACUGCCUUGGCUGUGACACCCCUGCCUCUGUAGACUCCACUGUCGCGGCCAAGCUACGGGAGGCGGGCGCGGUCAUUCUGGGUACUGCCAACAUGCACGAACUGGGAAUGGGCGUCACUGGAUGUAACCCUAACAAGCUCCAUGGGACGGCCAAGAACCCAUAUAACCCACAGUACUUCACAGGCGGCAGCUCCAGUGGCUCAGCCUCUGCUGUGGGUGCAGGGAUUUGUCCCAUUGCCAUUGGAACUGAUGCGGGUGGAUCUAUCCGUAUUCCUGCAGCACUAUGUGGUGUGGUAGGGCUGAAAGGUACAUUUGGCCGUGUGAGUGACCAUGGUGGUAAACUCCCCGACACGCCGUGUGAAUGUGCCUCAAUCCUGCAUGUUGGUCCCAUUGCUGCUUCUGUUAGGGACGCUGCCAUUGCCUUUGCAUUGACAGCAGGACCAGACCCCAAGUAUCCACAUGGUUUGAACCAGCCAAUCAUUGACUUUGAGAAUCUGGACAACACCAACCUGACUGGUAUCCGGGUAGGGGUGGACUGGCGCUACCUCAGGCAUUCCUCCAACUGUAUUGUUGCAGCUUGUGAGAAAGCCAUUGAGCACCUGGAGCGUUGUGGUGCCGACAUCGUGGACGUACAGAUCCCGGAGCUGGAGGAGGCCAGGAUCGCUCACACCUGCAUCGUCAUCACGGAGAUGGCCACCGCCCUGGCGGAAAGUUUCAGUACCAUGUACAACAAGCUGACCCUGCCCACCCGUGGACUAUUGGCCAUGAGAGAGACCAUCCCAGCGUAUGACUACAUUCAGGCUAUGAAGCAAAGGACUCGCACCAUGAAUUUCCUGAAGGAAAUCUUCAACAAGGUGGAUGUGAUCAUCACUCCUGGCACUGGGGCACUAGCACCACGGACAAGCCUGGGAGCGCUGACCUAUGGCAGGACCCCUGAUACACAGGACAGUGCCAUCAUGAGGUUCAUGUUCCUGGGUAACCUGGCUGGCAUCCCUGGCAUCACCGUCCCCAUUGGCUACAGCAGCAGCAACAACCUUCCCAUGAGCCUCCAGGUGCAGGCCGGCUGGUGGCAGGAGAGUGUGAUGCUGAGGGUGGCCCACGCCGUGGAGAGAGGCACCAAACACGCCAAGCCUCAGGUCCACUUCUCACUGCUGGGCUGACAACAACCUCCACAAAUAGGGUUCUGAGACUUCUAGAAAUGGUAUAGCCU